Sphenostylis stenocarpa is the source of this 1320-nucleotide messenger RNA. Lineage: Eukaryota; Viridiplantae; Streptophyta; Magnoliopsida; Fabales; Fabaceae. The record is from the annotation of a GenBank genome assembly.
AUGACAAGCACUAUAAUUGAAGUGUCUAGAACAAAUGAAGCAAACCCUUUUUCUUACCGUAUCAAAACCUUGGAAAUCAUAUGGACUCAUUUGGGUUAUCAACAUGUGUGGCCAGAAAUGGAAUUUGGGUGGAGAAUUGUUGUCGGGACCCUGAUUGGAAUCUUGGGAGCAGCAUUUGGAAGUGUCGGGGGAGUAGGGGGUGGUGGCAUCUUUGUGCCAAUGACAAUCCUGAUUCUUGGGUUUGAUCCAAAAUCAGCAGUUUCCAUCUCAAAGUGUAUGGUCACAGGUGCAGCCAUCUCAGCUUUGUUCUUAUGCUUGAAGCAAAAACACCCCACACUUGAUCAACCUGUUAUUGACUACGAUUUGAUGCCGCUUAUCCAACCCACGCUAAUGCUUGGAAUCAGCAUAGGAGUGAUUUUAAGCGUAAUAUUUGCUGAUUGGAUGGUCACUGUUCUGCUAAUUAUUCUUUGUUUAGUGACAUCAAUCAGGGCAUUCUUCAACGGUUCUGAGACAUGGAAAAAGGAAACCAAAAUGAAAGAGACUAUCAAGCUUUCAGAGUCUACUGCUACUUCCAGUGAGGAAGAGGGAUACCAGUAUCUUCCAGGUUGUGCAGAAGAAGGGGCUGCAAAGGAUGAUACUAGAAAAGCUGAGGUGACCUUCAUUGCCAACAUUUAUUGGAAGGAGUUUGUACUUCUUUUCUUUGUGUGGCUCGCAUUCGUUGUCUUACAGAUUGCCAAAAAUUAUGCAGUUACCUGUUCAGUCACAUACUGGAUACUUCUUUUGUCACAGAUACCAAUUACUGUAGGAUUUUUUUUGUAUCAAGCAAGAGUCCUGUACCAGGGGAAAUCUGCAAGUGGUCAACACAAACCUUGGCCACUGCACCAUCUAUUUCUAGCUAGCAUUUGUUCUCUGCUGGCUGGAAUUGUUGGUGGACUUCUUGGUACAGGUUCUGGAUUUGUCAUGGGUCCUUUAUUUCUAGAAGUGGGAAUUGUUCCACAGGUAGCAAGUGCCACAGCCACUUUUGGAAUGAUGUACUCAGCAUCUUUAUCUGUUGUACAAUAUUACCUCUUGAACCGUUUUCCAGUUCCUUAUGCGCUCUUCCUCACCCUUGUGGCUGCCAUUGCAGCAUUCCUUGGACAGCAUCUCAUUGACAAUAUUGUUAAUAUCUUCAGAAGGGCUUCUUUAAUUAUUUUUGUCUUGGCCUUCACAAUAUUUGUUAGUGCGAUUGCAUUGGGUGGAGUUGGAAUAUCAAACAUGAUCUUGAAGAUUCAGAACAAUGAAUACAUGGGAUUUGAGAAUUUUUGCGCCAAUAAUAACUAG